Messenger RNA from Cyanistes caeruleus (blue tit), 6001 nucleotides. Lineage: Eukaryota; Metazoa; Chordata; Aves; Passeriformes; Paridae. The record is from RefSeq and is a predicted model, not a curated record.
ACGCCGCAGGUCUAGGAGCGUGCGGCCGGUCUGGAGAAACUUGUAGCCAAAUAAUGCCAGCGCUGGUUGCGAAAUGAGAGAACGAGAGAGCUCCUGGGUGAAUUGAGGGAAUAACGUGUUAGACUCCUUUAGCAGUUAAACUGAAGGAAACUUUAAGAGGCUUCUGUAAAGUUCUCUUUGGAGUGGCUGAAGUUUUGUACCUGCUCUGUGCACACUAUUUUUGCCCAGUUUGGAAAGAAAAGUGAGUAGGACUGAUGUAACAUAUUGAACAGCAGCCUUUGUGGAAAAAAUGUCCUACUGUACCAAAGAGAGAGCUUGCUCAGACUUGGCAAAGCCUCCAGUAAAUGAACCAAGGGAGCCAGAACAGUUUCUAAUGCAGACGCCCCAGGGAAAUCCACUGCUGCUUUCCCACACCCUACAAGAGCUAUUGAGCAAGGACAGUGUGCAGGUGGAGCUUAUACCUGAGAAGAAGGGCCUUUUUCUGAAACAUGUGGAAUAUGAGGUUUCCAGCAAGCGAUUCAAGUGCUCAGUGUACAGACGAUACAACGACUUUGUGGUGUUCCACGAGAUGCUGCUGCAGAAGUUCCCGUAUCGCAUGGUGCCAGCACUGCCCCCAAAGAGGAUGCUGGGAGCUGAUCGUGAGUUCAUAGAAUCGAGGAGGAGAGCGCUGAAGCGAUUUAUAAACCUGGUGGCUCGACAUCCCCCCUUCUCAGAGGAUGUGCUCUUGAAACUCUUUCUGUCCUUCAGUGGCUCAGAUGUACAGAAUAAGCUAAGGGAGCUGGUCCAAGGAGUAGGAGAUGAAUUUGUGACUUGCAGAUUAGCUACCCAGGCCAAGGACUUCCUCCCAGCUGACAUUCAGGCCCAGUUUGCUGCCAGCAGGGAGCUGAUCAGAAAUAUUUAUAACAGCUUUUAUAAGCUCCGGGACCGUGCGGAGAGGAUCGCUUCCCGAGCCAUCGAUAACGCCUCCGACCUGCUCAUAUUUGGGAAGGAGCUAAGUGCUUUGGGAUCAGACACUACCCCACUUCCUUCCUGGGCUGCUUUGAAUAACAACACAUGGGGGACUCUGUACACUGCUGCCCUAAAUUUCAUCUUAAAUGAUGAGCUCUGUGGACAUAAGCCCUUCAAGAAUCAGUCAGGCCAGGUCUCUUUCUCUGGAGUUUACGCUCCAGAGAACUCUAUUGAUACAGGAAGAAAAGAGGAUUCUGGUAAACAGGAAGAGAAUGAUGUGGUGGAGAAGUUGAACCUUUUCCUGGAUUUACUCCAGUCCUAUAAAGACCUGUGUGAAAGGCACGAGAAGGGGGUAUUGCACAAGCACCAGCGAGCGUUGCACAAGUACAGCAUGAUGAAGAAGCAGAUGAUGAGUGCCACUGUGCAGAACAAAGAGCCAGAAUCGGUGGAGCAACUGGAGUCUCGGAUUGUGGAGCAAGAAAACGCGAUCAUAACCAUGGAGCUGCGGAAUUACUUCUCCCUGUAUUGCCUGCAUCAGGAGACACAGCUCAUCCACAUCUACCUGCCUCUCACAUCUCACAUUUUGGGGGCCUUUGUCAACUCCCAGAUUCAGGGUCACAAAGAGAUGAGUAAAGUCUGGAAUGAAUUGAAGCCGAAGUUGAGCUGCCUUUUCGUGGGAUCCAGCAGUGUGCCAACUCCACCACUGUCACCUCCAGAGGGAAACUUCUUUUCCAGUUAAUUUUCUGAGCAUCCCAUAUGGAGCAAGAAGGGCAAUCAACGAAGGGGUGGGACCUCUACCUCCAAUGAAUCCUCCAAACAGCUAUUUUUAUUUUUAUUUUUUUUUUUAAUAUUGCUGCUUUGAGCUGCUCUCUGAUUUAGACAGACUGGAUGUGGGGCAGAACAUAUGGAUAUAGAGACAAUUUUGUAAUUUUGCAAUGCCCUGGGGCAGAGCUGAUGUCCAUUAUCCUGCAGACACUCCUCAUGGGGUCGGGAUAUGGCCUGGCACAGCGAGUGCUGCAGUCUUGUUGCUGAGGCCUCUGCAUCUUGUACUAACAGUCCUCCAAUCAUGUUUAUCUGCAGCUGUGCUGACACAUCUUCACGUCUCUGAAGUGCUGAGAUGAGCAGGAUAGCUGAAGCACUUGCUUGUAGUGGAGAUAAAUUGCUUUCUAUGCCAUGGAGGGCCUGUGUUAGGGAUGUGUGUGCAUAAGGAAAGCUGAAAGCCAUCCCCCAUCCCAUUGUAGGUGUCUGGGUCUGAUUUCUUACUGCUAGACCUUAGCACAAAAUGAAUGGAGUGGUUGGAUUUUGUAACCCAGCUGGGCAGGGGUCAGUGCUGCUGUGUGACAGGGAUUUUCCUGAUGGUGCUGGAUGGACUGUAUUGUCAGUGUGUUUCCCUUCAUGGUUGCAGGGCAGCCUGGGGACUUGCUCAUAUUUUUCAGUUUGGGGCCAAAGACAGCUGGGUUCAGGAACUCAGAGGAGUUUGCCUGGCAUAAAUGAGAAAAUAAUUGACUAAAACACUCCUUCAUUGUAAACCACUUGUGCUACAGGAGCAGAACAGCUACAAGGUAGCUUGUUUAUUUCUUCUGGAGGUUCUGACCUCCAAGUGGUGAGUAGCUGUUCAGAUCUGUUGGAGAGCUGCUGACCCGAAGGCUGGUGCUUUUCUUGGUGUAAUAUCAGAAGUAUCCUGUUGCACCAGCAGGCUGGAACACAGUGCUGAUAAAGUUCAUUAGCAAAAAUUCAGUAUUAUCAGGAUGUUACUGUCAUUCUUCCUGGCUGUGGGUAGCAUUGCAGUGUUUUUGUUUGUGAAGGAGAGUAGACAAUGAAGUGAAAGUUCUCAUCUCUAAAAACACCACAGCCCUUGGUAAUGGGGUUUUCAGAACAGUUUGUGGUUGUGAUAAAGGGACUAAACAUUCUCCACUUUGUACCUCCAUUGGCUUUCCCUCGGGAGGCAAAGGGGAGAAUGUGCAUGUUGUGUUACCUCAGGGGAAGUGGUGCACAUCCUCCAGAGAAACUGAUAAACUGUAAAUGUCUGCAGCAAAACUCUGUGUGUGAACAGGACUCCCUGAUCCUGACUUCUCUGGGGCCAAAAUAGCACCCAAAGGGGAAUUUGUGACUGGCUUCUUAGCAUUUUCCUCAGCUGGGUAAAAAAGGAAGCACAUUAACAAGGAUGUGCUUGCUGUUAAAUUGGAACCAGUACAGUAUUUUCCCACUGGGGAACUUCCUCUUUACCAGGAAGCAUAUUUAAAUCCUCCAGUCACAAAAGUUAUUUUGUUUUGUUUUGUUUUUUUUAAUUUAGAAAUUUCAGUGCAACAUGAAACUCUUCCUAGCCCAGCUGGAAAUUCUGGAUUAGUUUCUUCAGCUAGGAGCAAGAUAAGUUAUUUGCCCAGUUUCAGGAGACUCAAUAACCAUUACUCACACUCCUCAAAAUGGAGUAAAUACACUGCUAUGGGUGAAUUCCUUGACUGCUGGGCCUUAAGCAGUGUGUAGCCAACCUUGCACAGAAUGCAUUAAGAGCUUUUUCCAACAAUUCAAACGUUAACUCACUUUCCUCCUGCACAUGGGCCUUGUCCAGUGAGACAGAUGAACUGCAAAUGGCUGUGACAGAUUGGAUUCUCUCCUGGAGAUUUCCUAAGUGAUGCAGAAGAAAUUCUGCUCACAAGCUGGAGCAAACUGUCAGGGGAGAGGAAUGUUUCUCCAGUCCAGUUACAGAGAAGAUAUCAUCUCAGGCAUGGCACAACAGGUUUUUCUGCUUGACCUUGUGUUGAUUAGGGAUACGGUUUGUGGUUCAAGUGUGGGAAGUGUGUUACCAGACUUUUUUAUGCUCUUUGCUCCUGGCAUUAUCUGAAGGUACUGGCUGGUUGUGGCUGGCUUAGUCCCAGCACCCAUAUCCUCCCUCAUUUAUCUUUGCCUGAUGUGGUGAACAGUAAAAUUGAGAAAAUACUCUAUGUUUUGGGGCAAGAUCUGAUAAUUUCUGAUGAGUCUCAUAUGUUACUUGUUUGACUGGGCAGUGUUCUAUAGGAGUGCUUGCAAAGGACUAGGCUGAAUGGAACUUUGCACUUCUCACUUCUAGAAAAAAAUGCAAUUUUGAACUUGAUUUAAAAUCAAAAAACAGCCCCUCAAAAAGCAAACAUCAAAAUGACAUUAGGGCUUUAAAGUAACUCCUCUUUCCUGUUCAUGUUCAAGCACAAAUUGUACAGUCUUAGUGCAGAGACUGUAACAAUGAUAGAGACCCAACAGGACCUAUAAAGAAACUGAUAUUAUGUUGUUUUGAGAAACACCCCAUUCCUCCAUUGUCAGUCCUUGUGUCUUUGAGGAGAGUUUUGGGGGUGGGCUUUUCCUGUUUUGGUUUAACUCUGUUCACCAGGUAUUUGAGAACAGGCCCAGUAUUCUCAAAGCUGAUCCAGCCACUGGCACUUUCAGAGUUUAUUUCAUACUGGACUGCCAAGCUUCUGUCUCAUUCCUAAACACACGCAGACACUAUUUCAUACAACCCUUAGUUUGCAAACCUUUCUUCUGGGAGACUGGUCAGUGUGCAAAUAGCACUGUUUGUUUACCUCAAUGUGUGAGGGAUUUCCUUACUGUCUUUGUUAUGUUCGGUUUAUGGAUCUGUCAGACUUGGAGGGCAGCAUCAAGCACAGCUAGCUUCUUUCCUCCAGAGGGAAGCAGCAGGAACUCCAAGGAUCCGUCAAGCUGACUUCAGCUGUCUGUCUGCCCUAGCCAGUGUGGGGAAAACAGUUGUAGUUACCUCUGUGCUCUUGCCUUCUGCAGUAAACACUAACCAAGCCAGACUAAUUGGGGAGUGUGUGCUGUGCCUAUCUGAGAUCUGAUGUUCCUGUAAGAUGCAGUGCCAAAGUGUUAAUGUGUUUUUGUGAAUGGAAGCUUUUCUGUGUGUGCUUGAGGUCAGGGGACUUUCAUGUGUUCAAAGGAGUGAUGGUAGAAAAGCCUUCAGUGUCUGUCAGAGCAGUCCUGGAGGUACCAGGGUAGUCAACACCUGAGACCCUGAAAGGCUGCCUGAAAAUUGUUCUCUGAAAAGGGCUCUGUUUUGUCACUCCUGAGGACUUCUUCCUGCUGUGAAGUGGGAAGGAAUAUACAGGCUUUUUUGUCAGUAUCGUGUUGAAAGGCUCAAAACUCUAUUUACAAUACCUUAAAUCUUUGAUCCUUCUUUGCCUCUCCUUCCAUCUUCCUGGCUCGUAAGAUGUUCAGUGGUGCCUUGCUACAUUCCAGUGCUUUUAACUGUCCUUUAACCAUGCAAGGGUCUAAUUCCUGGAAAUUGUAACAGGCAAAUUCACACUCUUCAGUUUGUGCUGUUUACUAAAAGACCAAGAUCACCAGCUGGGGACAGAACUUACUUAAACUGUGUCAGUCUCACUGCAGCAGCAGCAGUAACAUCCCAGCUCUUUGACAUGAGUUAAAAAUCAGGCUUGGGGAAGGCACCUUCCUGAAAGCACUCACCUGACUGCAGACAGGGAAUAACAGAAGUGCAAGCCUGAGCCACACUUGUUCUUUUCCUACCCAAGCUCCUGGAGGAACAGAAAAUAAUUCUGUGAUUGUCACAUGCUGUCUCUCACCCAGCAAUUUAUGGUUUCCACCAGGAAAUAAACCAAGGUAUUUAACAGGUAUUGGCUGCCAAUCAUUCCCUUUCCUACCAUGCAGUAAGGUCCUGUGCUCUGUAAAAGCUGCCUGUCCUUUUAAGGGGUGCUUAUUCUAUUUGUCUCAAGCCAUUCUCUCUGUUAGAGCAGCCAGGAACCCUCACUGCCAGGUCAGAAGCAGAGGUGGGUAUCAAAACCUCUGUUAAUAAGUACACAAAAGGGAAAGUAAAGUUUUAAGGUGUUAUUUCAUCCUCCUGAGUCUGAGCUGUGGCUUGCUGAGCAGAUGAAGAAGGAUGCUUUUGAGUAGUAUAAGUUUUUCAAAACUGCUGGAAGGAGACAAGAAACAAACACAGUUCAGAGGGUGUGAAUUUUGCCUGCCUGGAAUAUCCUGUAUCUUUGCUUUGCUCAAAUAGCCUUAUGUAUGAAGCACUUUAUCCAAAUGCAGGAAUUAAAGAACUAUUACUACA